Colletotrichum orchidophilum is the source of this 1485-nucleotide messenger RNA. RefSeq names its product autophagy protein Apg6. Gene Ontology annotation, biological process: cellular response to nitrogen starvation; autophagosome assembly; autophagy. The transcript is spliced from 2 exons. Gene Ontology annotation, cellular component: phagophore assembly site; phosphatidylinositol 3-kinase complex, class III, type I; phosphatidylinositol 3-kinase complex, class III, type II. Bases 1 to 1485 code for a protein of 494 amino acids. The record is from RefSeq and is a predicted model, not a curated record. Lineage: Eukaryota; Fungi; Ascomycota; Sordariomycetes; Glomerellales; Glomerellaceae.
AUGAUUUGUCAAAAGUGCCGCACGCCGCUGAAACUGGACAGUUCCCUUGAGGAUCUGAAUCCUGCGGCGUACGAUCUUCUCGUCGCCUCUUCCUCACAACAGUCACCCAAGAAGACGCCUUCGUCACGGCCAUACCACCCGCAAGAUGGCCAAAGAAAGGUGCUCUACGAAAAGGUCUCGCAAAACGCAGCUGCCGCGACCUUUAAGCGUCAUGGCAGCGGGCCAUCGAACUCCGCGCAACGAGAUUCGACCAUGUCCUUCAUCUACCUCACCGAAUCACAAGUCGCCCAACCGGUGCUCUCUCGACCCGAACCACUGCCAGCGAAUACGAGAUCAAAUAGGGAAUCGAAAGGCGGGCAGAAGAUGCAGGAGGAGCAGCGUGGCGGUAGCAAGGCCCACGAAAUGGAGCGCAUCAACAAGCUGUUCGAGAUUCUCUCCGCGCGAUCCGAUAUCGACCAUCCUAUUUGCGUCGAGUGCACCGAUAUGCUCGUAGAAGGCCUUCAGAAAAAGUUGGAUGCCGCGGCGAGGGAGCGCGAUGCCUACGUCGGGUUUUUGAAACAAGUGCAGAGCGACCAGCCGAGCGAGGAGGACGUCAAAGCACAAGAAGAAGCCCUGAAGAAGGCAAAACAGGCGGAGACGGAUGCCAUGGCAGAGUUGCUACGCUUGGAGAAGGCCAAGGCAUCAGUGGACGCGGAAAUUAUCGCCUUGGAGGAGGAAGCCCAGCAGCUUGACCAAGAAGAAGAGCAGUUCUGGCGCGAACGCAAUGCCUUUGCCACCAAGCUUGCCGACUUCCAGAAUGAGCGCGACAGCACGAAUUCCAGGUUUGACAAUGAUGCCCAGUUACUGGAGAAGCUUCAACGCUCCAAUGUGUAUAACGACACGUUCUGCAUCAGCCAUGACGGCACGUUUGCUACCAUCAAUGGGUUACGGCUCGGCCGACUGUCGAACAAGCCGGUUGACUGGCCUGAGAUCAACGCAGCAUGGGGUCACGCGCUUCUUCUGCUAGUCACAGUUGCUGACAAGUUAGGCUACAAAUUCGAUGGGUUUGAGCCGCAGCCUAUGGGAAGUACGUCAAAGAUCAUUCGAUACGAACUACCAUCGCCAACGGCUAGCCGCCUAGGUUCGCAUCGGAACGCGCCACCGCCAGCUCCGAAGAAGCAUGUCCUGGAACUAUUCUCGAACGGAGAUCUACCCCUAGGAUUAACAUUCAUGCACCGCAAAUUCGACAAUGCAAUGGUUGCAUUUCUUGAAUUGGUGCGGCAGCUUGGCGCUUUUGUGCAUCGACAGACGGCAGCCGACGGCCACCCGCUCAGCCUUCCUUAUAAAAUUGAGGGUGACAAGAUCAUGGACGUGAGCAUCAAGCUCGGUAUUGCUCAAGAUGAUGGGUGGACGAAGGCGUGCAAGCUCACCCUUACGUGCUGCAAAUUCCUGCUCGCGCAUGCCAGUAACGUAAAUACGAGCGCGAGGUCUGCCAAUAAUCAUUGA